This is a messenger RNA of Menidia menidia (Atlantic silverside), 2597 nucleotides long. The record is from the annotation of a GenBank genome assembly. NCBI's taxonomy places the organism in Eukaryota, Metazoa, Chordata, Actinopteri, Atheriniformes, Atherinopsidae.
UUAACACGAUCGGUUGUGAUUAAUUUUGGACACAUACUAGUUUGAGUUGGUCCAUCAAAUUGUCAAACCAACGGCGCUGCUCGAUGUGAUGGCAUCGUGCAUCGACUGCUUCGGCCUGCAGCCUGCCUCAAAACCGGAAGUAGCCGUCUGUGUUUACGGUUAGCACGAGCUUCACGCAGAAGCUGAAAAUGAACCAACUGCACAAUGGAGACGGAUUCAGCGGCCUUACAUUGCACAAUUUUUCCGAAAGAAUUAUGGAGCAGACCGUCCACUUCCACGUGAUGAGGCUCAGCGGAGGGUUCUUCCUGUGGGUCGGUUCGGCCCCGGUUCUGUCCAACCUGGCGGUGUCCAUGAGCAGCAGAUAUGAUUCAACACCCUUGUCAUCGUUAUUGAUGGGGGACCCGUCUGAUACGGCUGCAAAUUCUUUGGCACAAAGAUUAGCAAAGAGGACCAAAAAACAAGUAUUUGUGAGUUACAGUCUUCCAACGACAGACUCCAGCCUCACCCUGUUGGUGGAAAACCGCAUCAAGAAGGAGCUGGAACUUCACCCUGAGCACUUCUAAACUCCUCUGAAAGCAGCACAGCCUCCUCUUCAUCAUCCACACUGACGCACAAAAACCAGGACAAACAUUCACAUGGAGUGACCUUUUAUUGACAUAAUAAAUUAAGUGGUUUAUUAUCAAAACAUGUAGGCCUAUGGCUUUUUGUACAAAUGCAUCUUAUUAAAAAAAUAACACUUAGAAAACAGCGUUAGUGGUUGAGUUUUUCAUUCUUUUUUUGUUUUUUUUGUUUGAAUGUUGAAAGAGGAACUACGAAACCAUACAGGGCAUUUUAUACAUGUGCUAUGGAGUAAAUAUGGAUUUAAAAAAUGUAUGUUUGGACCUGUUGUAUGAGGGAAAUUAUUCAUGAGAUGGUUUCUAUUUGUUGUGCUUCAGACUCUAGGAAGGUUGUGCUCCAUACAUUAUGAAUGAAUGAAUGGAACAUGUACAAAUACCUUACAUUUUUAUGCAGUCCUAAGGGAAACGGUAUGAAUAUACACUUGUCACGACGAGGCUGUGUCUAUACUGCUCUAUUCUAAUCUUCACAAACUUUUAUAUCUUAAAAUAACAGUGAAAUAUUGUGCUUUUGUAGCUAUAGUUACAGAUCUGAGGAGCAGGAGAACAACAUUACACUAGUACUGAGAACAAGGACUGAGAGCUGGAGUGGAAAUAAAGGAGGUAUUUCAAGCAAAACAAUUGCUCUUGGCAGCAUUACAAAAUAAAUACUGGAUUUCAUUAAUUACUUUUUGCCUCUGUUUUGUUAAAAGCACAGAGCCGUUAUGAUAAAGCCAUUAAAAUACUAAGAUGCAUCAUAAGACAUUCAGCAGAACACUGACCAACAGGCCCAUCUAAUGUCCAUUCAGCUCUCAGAAUUAUUUUAUCACUAGUCUCUAAAAGCAAUACGUACAGGAUGCGCCAACAGUCACGGGACACCAUUUUAUUAAAGAAACUGAAGGGAAAAUCAUCCAUCUGAACAUCCAGCUGGUUAAUGGGUGAGGAGGCCGAUCUUUAAGGCUAUGUCCGGAACAUGGCUGCCAUCUUGAAUCAAGUUUUUCCGGUUGGAAGGUGGUCAUGUAGCAUAUCAAAGAACAGUGGAAGUGUCUCAGAAAUCCGUUUCCGUCAUCAUAUUGUAAAAGUCUCUUGUGGUUAAAAACAUAUCUGGUUUCAACAACGGCUGAAAACAUUGCCUGUGAUGCACGAAUUAGCCAUUUACUAUGAAGUCAAAUAGGUGUGCAUCACUUUUGAACCACAAUAGAUAUUUCAAAUCUGAUUAUUGGAAACAAUUUCCCAUAAUGAGGCAAUCCUGGUCUUUGAUAUGUACCCUCUCAUAGGAAAAACUUGCCCUCAAUCCAAUAUGGCGGCUUUCAGGGUGGCUCGAUAAAGGCUUUUGUGUGUUCAGAUAUGUCAUUAUCCCUUUUGUUUCUUGAAUACAAAGUUGUCCUGUGGCUGUUGACUCACUCUGUACAGUCUGCUGUGGGGUCCGGCUGUUGGUCUGACCUCCAUCAUACACCACAGCAGAAGCACUGUUUACUUCAAAAUCAGCGUCCACACUGACCUCAACUCUGAGGAUAAAGUGACUUUGUUUAGAGACCGCAACUGAAGAAGGAAACCGUAAUAAUAAUUUGUGCCCUUUCAUGCAAAAAUAGUGGUAGUGUUUCAGCCAAACCCUGGAUCUCCAACGUGUUGGCUUCAACUCACAAACGCUUGAUUGUGUCUUUGACAUUUAGUGCAAAAUAACUUAGAAAGACUCCAGAUAUGCUGCGAAAUCCUGUUUCAGCAAGUCCAAACUACACACAGAAAACUCACGGGGCACUCGGUUAAUCCUCCGACUCCUCCCUGUGCCCGCCCGUUUUUUCUGCAGCACGAGAAAAACCACCAACACCACAGAAGACGCUCCAAUUAUUCAACGCACACCGACUUCAAAAAACGUGGUCCUAUAGAAUCGUAUUUUUUGGCAACUCCCGGAUGAAUCGUUGUCUAUACAAGGUACAGAAAUUCACUAUCACCGUCAUCAUGUCAAACCUCACUACAACAAGAGUUCAUCUGGUUCAUCCGAAU